CGUACAACAGAUGAUCGCGAACCAAUAUAAACUCUCCCUUGCAAGCUUUGAGUGAACAGUCUGUAACAAUGAUUACAUCAGGAACAAUCCUACUUGCACUUUCGAGUUUAAAUCUCGCAGCUCAUACUGCUGCCGCCUGGAAUGCGCUGGAUCCGGAGCAAAUGCGGUUCGUCUAUUCGCGUUGCUUCGAGGAUAAUCUGCCCGCCGGACCUAAAAGAGCAGCCUAUGUGAAGAAUUGGAUACAGUGGCAGCUGGAGCCCAAUGACGAAACGACCCACUGCUUUGCUAAGUGUGUACUGGAGGGUAUUCAGCUUUACGAUCCACUGGCCAAAAAGUUCCGGUCCAAAAGAAUCACCAUACAACAUGAAGCGUUCAAGGCGUUCACUGGAGCCAAGGAUGAUGAAGUGGCCAGGUACAAAGCGGCGGUUGCUUCUCUUAAAGUCGGCAGUGGUAGUUGCACUGAUGUGUUCAACACGUACUUGCCGGUGCUCAAACAGUUCCACGAUGUCAGUCAACUAGUCUACCUGAGUGUUUCGGCCGUAGCUGCCAAGAUCUAUGAAGCGGAUCCGAAUGUAAAGCGGAAAGGCGAAUCGUUUAUGGAGUACUGUGCGAAGCGGGCCUGGAAAGGCAAAAAUAAGAAAGAUGAGUGUAAAGCUCGGAAGUACGAGCUGACCGGAAGCAACGAAUUGAAGCAGGCAAUCGAUUGCAUCUUCCGAGGAUUUAGAUACAUCAAUGAGAAUGGAUUUAAUCCUGAUGAAAUUGUUCGCGACUUCAAACUGGUUAACAAAGCCAACCUCGAGUCUCAAGUGCGAUCGGUACUCUCGAAAUGUUCAGGUGAUACAGCGUACGAUUUUUAUUCCUGCCUUCUGCGGAGCGAUGUCAAGGAAGAGUUCAAAAAUGCGUUCGAUUUUCGAGAGAUCCGCUCGGUAGAUUAUUCCUAUUUAGUGGUAGGAAACGUCUACGAUCACGCCAAGGUGAAGGAAGAAAUGGCUAAAGCUGACGCUAAGGUUUGCUAAUUAGUUGAAAAUGGUAAUGUUAUGUUAUCCGUGCAGCAAAGCAAUAAUAAAAAGUAGAAAAGGCAAAUAAAAAUUUGAAUUUGAAAAUA
Anopheles coustani is the source of this 1105-nucleotide messenger RNA. RefSeq names its product 37 kDa salivary gland allergen Aed a 2-like. Bases 69 to 1016 code for a protein of 315 amino acids. The transcript has 4 exons. Lineage: Eukaryota; Metazoa; Arthropoda; Insecta; Diptera; Culicidae. Gene Ontology annotation, molecular function: odorant binding. The record is from RefSeq and is a predicted model, not a curated record. Gene Ontology annotation, biological process: sensory perception of smell.